AUAUUUUGUGAAGAAAUGAAAACAAAACUCCAGUCCUACAAGUCUUUCAAAAUUGCUGUAGAUGUUGGUAAUAAGGAUAACAUUAUCAAACCAGAGUUAUGGCCUGAAGGUUUACGCAUAUGUGCCGCAGACAAUAAGCAUGUAGCUGGAAAAGGAACAUAUGAAAGACAAGGCUAUAUUUAUUCUACGCUUGCUGGAAUUCUUCACCUGGUUAAACAAAAAGAAGAAGGAUUUGUUAUUGAAGUUCACAGUAGCAAUGAACAGAGCGUUGUACCCGUUCCUGGAAAUAUAGUCACUGCUAAGGUUAUGACUAUCAAUUUAAGGAUGGCAAUUUGCCAGAUCAGAUGCAUAGGAGAUACGGUUCUAAGUCAACCCUACAGAGGAAUACUUAGAAGAGAAGACAUUCGGGCUACAGAGAAGGACAAAGUAGAGGUGUACAAUUCAGUGAGGCCUGGUGACAUCAUCCUAGCUAGGGUUCUUCCAGUGAAUGAGGUGCAGAGCUACCAGCUAUCAACUGCCGAGAAUGAACUUGGAGUAGUCAUAGCACACACAUCAGCCGGAGUUCCCAUGAUACCAAUCAGUUGGGAUCAAAUGCAGUGUCCAAAAACGUACGUAAAAGAAAAUAGGAAAGUAGCAAAAAUCGUUCCCGAAGACAUAGUUGUAGACUAGAAAAAUCCAUCUAAAUCAUAUUUUUUACUUGACUAUUUAAAUGUGUUGUAAUUAACUGACUACUAAAACUCUAUUGUACCUCAAUAAAACCUUAUGUCUGGAAUCAUGAA
Messenger RNA from Nilaparvata lugens (brown planthopper), 779 nucleotides. It is a transcript of the gene Csl4, whose product is annotated as exosome complex component CSL4. Gene Ontology annotation, biological process: RNA processing. The coding region runs from base 16 to 669 and encodes 217 amino acids. The transcript has 6 exons. Lineage: Eukaryota; Metazoa; Arthropoda; Insecta; Hemiptera; Delphacidae. The record is from RefSeq and is a predicted model, not a curated record. Gene Ontology annotation, molecular function: RNA binding. Gene Ontology annotation, cellular component: cytoplasm; nuclear exosome (RNase complex).